Cladocopium goreaui is the source of this 819-nucleotide messenger RNA. NCBI's taxonomy places the organism in Eukaryota, Dinophyceae, Suessiales, Symbiodiniaceae. The record is from the annotation of a GenBank genome assembly.
AUGCGACCUCUGAGGAAGGAUGGAGCCCAUGGAGCCCAUGGAGCCCACGGAGCCGAUGGAGCCCGUGAGCUUCCAGCCAUCAUGCCCACGCACCGCUUGAGAUCCAAGACGGAGCUGCGUGACGUCUAUCCGCGCAUGGGCGGCGUCUAUCCGCGCCUUCCGGCCUUGAAGUUGCCCCUGUUGCCGAACCAGUCCAAUGAGGACCUGCUCUCCAAGACGGGUCCCAUGCCGUCCAAAGCGGCGAAGCGCAGCUGGACGCCCGGCCGCGGAGGACGAAGCUGGAAGCUGCCGGAGGCGCAGAUGACGGCGCGCGAGCCUCGAGAAACACGAGCGAUUCCUGGGGUCCCAGAGUUCAUCACCAGCAUCACCUUCGGUGUGGAGGAUGUUGACAUCGUUGACAUCCUCUCCCAACGCAUGGUAGGGUGUCGCCCCGUGCCCGGUCCGAGUCGCCCGGCGGCCGUGGGUCCACCACGUCGCUGCGGGGCCUGCGCCCGCUGCGCGGGCGCUCGACGUCGGCGUCGCGGCACCACAGCAGGGGCCGGUCCUCGCAGAGUGGGUCGCCGGAGGGGAGUCCAAGCCCACGACAUCAAUUCCUACGAAAAGGCCAGCUGGAGCGCUUUCGACGGAGGCGCAGGCUUGGUUUCCCAGCAACUGGUAGCGCAGCAAAAUCGACAACGCUUCGGGCGGCCUUCCAUCCAAGUAGAAGUUGAAGAGGAGGAGCCAGCCGUCACUCGGCCACCGCUGCCGUUCGUGAGCGACCUAAUAUCUCCGCAGGCGCAGGCGGUGGUGGAAGUGAGGCGCGGGGGGGGGUGGUGGUAG